Ilex paraguariensis (yerba mate) is the source of this 1389-nucleotide messenger RNA. NCBI's taxonomy places the organism in Eukaryota, Viridiplantae, Streptophyta, Magnoliopsida, Aquifoliales, Aquifoliaceae. The record is from the annotation of a GenBank genome assembly.
AUGGAGCUUUUCAAGGUGUUCAUGUCCAUUGCUUUACUUUCUGCGGUGGCGGUGUUUGUGCGUCUGUACAAGGCUCUGGUGACUGAGCCGGCCAGGGUUCGAAGGAUACUGAAGAAACAGGGAAUAAACGGACCACCACCAAGUUUUCUACUUGGUAAUAUGAUGGAGGUCAAGAAGCCAAUCGAUGAGGCCGCCAAAGCUACUAAAUCCGCCGCCAAUAAUGGAACCCAACUCGACCACAACUGGGUUGCCACUCUCUUUCCAUUCUUCGAGAAGUGGAGACAAAUAUACGGUGAAUUGUUUGUGUUUUCUCUUGGUAAUUCACAAAUAAUGUAUGUGAAUCACCCUGAUUUGAUAAAAGAGAUAACCACACAUACAACCUAUGACUUGGGUAAACCUUCAUAUCACCGAAAAGAGUUUGGUCCUUUGCUUGGCGACGGCAUUCUUACCACAAAUGGACCUACCUGGGCAUAUCACAGAAAAGUCCUUGCUCCUGAAUUGUACAUGGAGAAAAUCAAGGGAAUGACAAACCAAAUAUCGGAGUCUGUAGUUAUCUUGGUUGACGCAUGGAACAAAAAAAUUGAUUCCGAGGGUGGACUUGCAGAUAUAAACAUUGACGAGUACAUGAGAACCUUUUCCGGAGACGUGAUUUCAAGAGCUUGUUUUGGUAGCAAUUAUGUCAAGGGAAAAGAGAUUUUUAACAGACUUAAAGUUCUCCAGGAGGCUACUUCUGAUAAAGUUUUAUCCAUUGGUAUCCCUGGAAUAACAUAUCUACCUACAAAGGCCAACAGAGAAGCAUGGGCAUUAGAGAAGGAGAUCCAUAAUUUGAUCCUAGAGGUAGUGAAGGAGAGGAAGGAAACAGGGGCUGAGAAGGACCUUUUGCAGAUGGUUAUGGAAGGCGCUGAAAAUGGAGAAAUGAGCCAGAAAGAAAUAGACCAAUUCAUUGUUGCUAAUUGCAAGAAUGUAUACUUGGCAGCACAUGAGGCCAGUGCAAUUGGGGCAUCAUGGUGCCUCAUGCUUUUGGCCUCAAAUCCAGAAUGGCAAGAUCGAGUUCGUGCUGAGGUCCUUGACAUUACUGGUGGCCGAACUCCAGAUGCUGAUAUGCUCCGAAAAAUGAAACAGCUAACAAUGGUGCUUCAAGAAACCCUGCGUCUUUAUCCAUCUGGCCCUGCAUUGGCAAGGGAGCUUCCACACGGCUUCUUGCCUUUCGGAUUUGGGCCACGAAUUUGUGUUGGGCAGCACUUGGCCAUGGUUGAACUGAAGAUGCUAAUUGCUUCCCUUGUGUCCAACUUCUCUUUCAUUCUCUCUCCCAAGUAUGUCCAUUCUCCGGCUCUGAAACUGGUGAUAAAGCCUGAAUUUGGAGUUGAUCUUCUGAUAAAGAAGCUCUAA